AUGUUAAUAAAUAGUUUUGACUCGCUAUCGCUGGAUAACGAGCUCAACAAUCAACUAUGGUCCACCUACCAUCGUAACAUACUUCCCCAAAGAAAUCUACAAGCCACAAAAUUCAUACUGAAAGCACUAAUAUUCUUUGCUUCUACAAAGUCCGACCGCUCGUUCUCUUCAACAUAUGGAUCUUCAUUGACAGGAGUGGUUUUUACCACUACAAAAUCGAUUAUGUUCACAACCAACGUCCUACUUCCCUUUAUUUUGGACCAAUUACAAUCACGACCAUACAUCUACAAUAUAAAAUCGUUUCGCUUGCUUACAAACUUAGCACAGGCCCUGUCAUUUACAACUUUUCUACAAUUCCUAAGCGGGAACUCAAAAGUUUACAUUACACUCAUUCAUAAACUUUUUCGAAUCACUGCAAUGAGCACAAAUAACAGUGCUUCUUACCGAAGUUCCGUCAACUCAAGCAUUGAAUUUCAAAACUCACAACUUCUUUACAACGCUGUGCUUCAACUUCUGGGAACACAAGUAGUAAAAUCGGAAUUCUUACACAAACUAAUAAGACGCAAAUACUCAACGUCACAUCAUUUAUCAAAUUCAAGUCAUUGUCCCACCUGCAACAACCUUCCGACAAACCCUUAUCUCUCAAAUUGCUGCUCCAAACACUUUUGUUACCUUUGUGUAUUGAAAUGCAUUGAGCGACAAAACUGCUCUUUUUGCGAUUCAAAAAUAAACGCGGCUGGACCCCUUUAUUCAUAUUCUUUUAUCAAAGGCUGA
Messenger RNA from Lachancea nothofagi CBS 11611, 774 nucleotides. The record is from the annotation of a GenBank genome assembly. Lineage: Eukaryota; Fungi; Ascomycota; Saccharomycetes; Saccharomycetales; Saccharomycetaceae.